Molecule: messenger RNA, 982 nt
Organism: Haliotis rubra (blacklip abalone)
Lineage: Eukaryota; Metazoa; Mollusca; Gastropoda; Lepetellida; Haliotidae
Product: cation-dependent mannose-6-phosphate receptor-like
Exons: 6
Coding region: 128-940 (270 amino acids)
Biological process (GO): protein targeting to lysosome
Cellular component (GO): Golgi apparatus; endosome; trans-Golgi network
Molecular function (GO): protein domain specific binding
Source: RefSeq, a predicted model, not a curated record
GCUGUUGUUAACAUCACAUGGACUUCCUGGUUUGUCGUGGUGCAAAAUAAUCGGAGAAAUUGUAUCGAUAUUUCCUCGUAUUUUGUUGAAAUAUUUGCCUCAUUCGCUACUAGGAUCCGGUACAACAAUGAACAGUUUGAUUAUUUUAGUAAUUGCAAUUGUACACAUAUUGACAUUUCUUGAACCAGUUGGAGGAUACACAACUGAGCUUGGAUGUGCGUUUCCGAAAUUCAAGGACUCUGAAAAGGAUUAUCCCAAACUUAAACCAUUCAUUGGAAAAAGCUAUCAAGUAACCGAUCCCUCGGACAAGUAUAUUUAUACUGUUGCUGUCUGUGGUUCUGUUGGCGGACUUGAUGGUGUUGGUGCCAUACAGACUACUGUAAAGAAGCCUAAGUCAACUGUCAUCCUGGGAAAGUAUAAGAAUGCUGAUAUCAUAUCUGGAACUGAUUGGCUGUACCUGGAGUACUUGGAUGGGGAAAACUACAAGAGCCACUGCGGCCAUGAAGGGCGUCGAGCAGUCAUCAUGUUCACUUGCGAUGAGUCCAUUUCAGAUUUGCAUGCCGAGAUGAUUAUUUUGGAAGAAAACAACAACAAGACCAAUGACUGCUACUACCUGUUUGAAUUGAGUCAUCAGGAUAUCUGUCCCGCUAGACCGUCCAGCAACCUCAGUCUGGGAUCCAUCUUCAUCAUAGUCUUGUUCAGUUUGAUAGCUGUGUACCUCUUCUUCGGCUUCUUGUAUCAGCGCUUUGCUCUUGGUGCCAAGGGAAUGGAACAAAUACCCAACUACAGUUUCUGGGUGGACUUUGGCAAUUUGCAGGCGGAUGGGUGUAACUUUGUGUGUCGGAGUGGAGAAAACCGUGGACCGAGGACCUACAAGGGUGUAGGGGAUGAUCAACUGGACGAUACUGAGGAGAGAGAUGACCACUUGUUGCCGAUGUAGUUGGGUGGCGAGCAGUGUCUAGGGGUGGGUAGCCAUUGGUGG